AUGUCGCCACUUCUCAGUCAGCAGUCAUCGUCUUCUGCAAUCAACUCUACUAGGAUUCUGCUCACCACCACCACCAAAUUGCACCACUCGGAUGCCACAAAUCGACGACAAGGAGGAGGACGACGACAGUUGCAGAAGAGUUAGUUUAUUUAUUUUUCGGGUUUAGAUUAAGAAUUUAAGAAUUUUUAACAAAAAUUAGUUUUUAGAAUAUCUUAUUUUAUUAGAGUAUUUUUAAUUAGAUAUUUAGUGAUAAUUUUGUAGUUUUGUUCUAAGAAUUAGGGUUUCUUUUUGAAUUUAUUUAAGGAAUUAAAAUCUUACAUUUAGUGAUAAUUUUGUAGUUUUGUUCUAAAAAUUAGGGUUUUUUUUUAAAUUUAUUUAAGGGUUGUUUUUGAUUUUCGAAGGUUAUGAGUUGAGAGGCAGUACCUCUCAACUUAUAAAUGAAUCGAGAGGCAAUACCUACUCGAUUCAUAAAAAACUUUCGAAUUUCUAUAAAAAUUAACCUUUAUUUGAGUUUGAAUUAAAACCUUAUUUUUUAGAAUUACUCAUUUUUUUAUUAGAGAAAUUUAGUUAGAAAAUUAGAUUAUUUUAUUAGUUAAGUUCUUAAAAUAAGGGUUUUUUUUUGAAUUUAUUUAAGGGUUAUUUUUGAUUUUCGAAGGUUAUGAGUUGAGAGGCAGUACCUCUCAACUUAUAAAUGAAUCGAGAGGCAAUACCUACUCGAUUCAUAAAAAACUUUCGAAUUUCUAUAAAAAUUAACCUUUAUUUGAGUUUGAAUUAAAACCUUAUUUUUUAGAAUUACUCAUUUUUUUUAUUAGAGAAAUUUAGUUAGAAAAUUAGAUUAUUUUAUUAGUUAAGUUCUUAAAAUAAGGGUUUUUUUUUUGAAUUUAUUUAAGGGUUGUUUUUGGUUUUCGAAGGUUAUGAGUUGAGAGGCAGUACCUCUCAACUUAUAAAUGAAUCGAGAGGCAAUACCUACUCGAUUCAUAAAAAACUUUCGAAUUUCUAUAAAAAUUAACCUUUAUUUGAGUUUGAAUUAAAACCUUAUUUUUUAGAAUUACUCAUUUUUUUAUUAGAGAAAUUUAGUUAGAAAAUUAGAUUAUUUUAUUAGUUAAGUUCUUAAAAUAAGGGUUUUUUUUUUAAUUUAUUUAAGGGUUAUUUUUGAUUUUCGAAGGUUAUGAGUUGAGAGGCAGUACCUCUCAACUUAUAAAUGAAUCGAGAGGCAAUACCUACUCGAUUCAUAAAAAACUUUCGAAUUUCUAUAAAAAUUAACCUUUAUUUGAGUUUGAAUUAAAACCUUAUUUUUUAGAAUUACUCAUUUUUUUAUUAGAGAAAUUUAGUUAGAAAAUUAGAUUAUUUUAUUAGUUAAGUUCUUAAAAUAAGGGUUUUUUUUUAAUUUAUUUAAGGGUUAUUUUUGAUUUUCGAAGGUUAUGAGUUGAGAGGCAGUACCUCUCAACUUAUAAAUGAAUCGAGAGGCAAUACCUACUCGAUUCAUAAAAAACUUUCGAAUUUCUAUAAAAAUUAACCUUUAUUUGAGUUUGAAUUAAAACCUUAUUUUUUAGAAUUACUCAUUUUUUUAUUAGAGAAAUUUAGUUAGAAAAUUAGAUUAUUUUAUUAGUUAAGUUCUUAAAAUAAGGGUUUUUUUUUUUAAUUUAUUUAAGGGUUGUUUUUGAUUUUCGAAGGUUAUGAGUUGAGAGGCAGUACCUCUCAACUUAUAAAUGAAUCGAGAGGCAAUACCUACUCGAUUCAUAAAAAACUUUCGAAUUUCUAUAAAAAUUAACCUUUAUUUGAGUUUGAAUUAAAACCUUAUUUUUUUAGAAUUACUCAUUUUUUUUAUUAGUGAAAUUUAGUUAGAAAAUUAGAUUAUUUUAUUAGUUAGGUUCUAAAAAUUAGGGUUUUUUUUUGAAUUUAUUUAAGGGUUGUUUUUGAUUUUCGAAGGUUAUGAGUUGAGAGGCAGUACCUCUCAACUUAUAAAUGAAUCGAGAGGCAAUACCUACUCGAUUCAUAAAAAACUUUCGAAUUUCUAUAAAAAUUAACCUUUAUUUGAGUUUGAAUUAAAACCUUAUUUUUUAGAAUUACUCAUUUUUUUAUUAGAGAAAUUUAGUUAGAAAAUUAGAUUAUUUUAUUAGUUAAGUUCUUAAAAUAAGGGUUUUUUUUGAAUUUAUUUAAGGGUUAUUUUUGAUUUUCGAAGGUUAUGAGUUGAGAGGCAGUACCUCUCAACUUAUAAAUGAAUCGAGAGGCAAUACCUACUCGAUUCAUAAAAAACUUUCGAAUUUCUAUAAAAAUUAACCUUUAUUUGAGUUUGAAUUAAAACCUUAUUUUUUAGAAUUACUCAUUUUUUUAUUAGAGAAAUUUAGUUAGAAAAUUAGAUUAUUUUAUUAGUUAAGUUCUUAAAAUAAGGGUUUUUUUUGAAUUUAUUUAAGGGUUGUUUUUGGUUUUCGAAGGUUAUGAGUUGAGAGGCAGUACCUCUCAACUUAUAAAUGAAUCGAGAGGCAAUACCUACUCGAUUCAUAAAAAACUUUCGAAUUUCUAUAAAAAUUAACCUUUAUUUGAGUUUGAAUUAAAACCUUAUUUUUUAGAAUUACUCAUUUUUUUAUUAGAGAAAUUUAGUUAGAAAAUUAGAUUAUUUUAUUAGUUAAGUUCUUAAAAUAAGGGUUUUUUUUUGAAUUUAUUUAAGGGUUAUUUUUGAUUUUCGAAGGUUAUGAGUUGAGAGGCAGUACCUCUCAACUUAUAAAUGAAUCGAGAGGCAAUACCUACUCGAUUCAUAAAAAACUUUCGAAUUUCUAUAAAAAUUAACCUUUAUUUGAGUUUGAAUUAAAACCUUAUUUUUUAGAAUUACUCAUUUUUUUAUUAGAGAAAUUUAGUUAGAAAAUUAGAUUAUUUUAUUAGUUAAGUUCUUAAAAUAAGGGUUUUUUUUAAAAUUUAUUUAAGGGUUAUUUUUGAUUUUCGAAGGUUAUGAGUUGAGAGGCAGUACCUCUCAACUUAUAAAUGAAUCGAGAGGCAAUACCUACUCGAUUCAUAAAAAACUUUCGAAUUUCUAUAAAAAUUAACCUUUAUUUGAGUUUGAAUUAAAACCUUAUUUUUUAGAAUUACUCAUUUUUUUAUUAGAGAAAUUUAGUUAGAAAAUUAGAUUAUUUUAUUAGUUAAGUUCUUAAAAUAAGGGUUUUUUUUGAAUUUAUUUAAGGGUUGUUUUUGAUUUUCGAAGGUUAUGAGUUGAGAGGCAGUACCUCUCAACUUAUAAAUGAAUCGAGAGGCAAUACCUACUCGAUUCAUAAAAAACUUUCGAAUUUCUAUAAAAAUUAACCUUUAUUUGAGUUUGAAUUAAAACCUUAUUUUUUUUAGAAUUACUCAUUUUUUUAUUAGUGAAAUUUAGUUAGAAAAUUAGAUUAUUUUAUUAGUUAGGUUCUAAAAAUUAGGGUUUUUUUUUUUGAAUUUAUUUAAGGGUUGUUUUUGAUUUUCGAAGGUUAUGAGUUGAGAGGCAGUACCAAAAUGCCUUCGAGCUACCAAAUCAAAAAAAAAAUGAAUUCGCGGUGAAUAUUUUGAGACUGUCAAAAUGGAUCCGCGAAACAAGGCCUUUCAACACGUUUUGAGCUACAAAAUUGAAUUGUUAUUUUCCAGAUGUCUGAAAACGAAAAACCAGUAAAAUUGAUUUUCAUAUUCAAAUCAACAAACCUGAGUGUGAGCGAUAACACUGAUCGAUGAGCAGUACUUCUUUUUGGCCUAGAUUUGUGUGCAGCAUGUGAAUUUCAAAGUUCUGUUGAAAUGUGCUACUUGAUCCUAGUCGAAAAUCAUGUUUCUUGCCUUUUUCACAGUUUCACACAGUGCGCUUUUCACAUCAUGUCGAGAGUCGAGAAAUUUUUUGGAGAGGAGAGAAAGCGCGCUCUAUCGCACACAAUUUUCUCAUUGCGCCAUCAUUUUUUCACUUAUUUCCUCUCUUUCUCUGACCUUUUUUCUGCUUCUUUUUCCAUUUUUUUCUCGACGGCUGCUCUCGUAAAGGAAAGCGCGCCGUGUUUGAAAACAUAGUCUGGGUAGUUACCUAAUUCUAGAACCUAAUUCUAACGGAGGAGGCGACUUUCAAAAAAGUGUGUUGUUGAAAAAAAAAUAGAAGGGCCCGUCUCGGCUCUGACCGGCUUUUUAGAGGCCAUAGAGCGAACGGCCGGGUCGAGCCCUUAAAGACACAAGAGCGCGUAGAAAUGAGCAGAAAAUCAGUUUGUUAUUCAUUCUCAACACCUUUCAAGUAAUCGAAAUUCAUGAAAAUCAAGAGAAAAUUUUGAGUCUAGCAAAAAUGUAAAAAUAAAAUAAUUGUUUUUGAAAUCGCUCAGCCGACGGAAAUUUCGAAAGUGUUUGCACACAGUGUGUCGCUAGAGCGCACAUGCUGCUUUUGUCGUUUCAAAAUAAAUGCGUGAAAUCUGUUUUUUUUUAAGUGUUUCUUGUGUCUUCAAGCCCUUCCAUUCGGCCCAGCCGGUCCGGCCCGGUCGUAGUUCAAUGAACGUGUUUUAUUCUUAUGUUGUCUUAACUGACCUGAAUAGGUUUUCUUCGCUUUUCUACCGUUUUCUUAACGCUGAGAAAACAUGUUUUUUUCGUUGAAUAGCCCCCUCACUGGUCCUGGGAGGUUGACCAAAAAUUGACCAAAUUUUGGCCAAAAACGAAAAUUGGUCGAAUUUUGACCAAAAAUUGAUCAAAAAUAUUUAUUGGCCAAAAUAUGGUCAGAAAUUGGCCGAAAAAUUGGUCGAAAUUUGGCCAAAAAUCAGUGAAAAUUUUAAUUGUGAAAAAUUUCGAAAAUCUUAAUGUUGUUGGGCAGGCAUGUCGUUUUGCGGCUUUUGGUGAAGUUAGGUUGAUGAAUUUCGUUGUUUUUCUACUGAUGAAUCAAUAAAUAGGAGUAAAAUACUUCGUUUGGUGAAUUUUGGCGCCACUCACACCAAUUUCACCAUUGGCGCAAAUUUCAGCCCCAAAUCUUCAACUAAAAUCAGUUUUGACUUAUCUUGGAGCUAUUUUUACCAAGCAGAGACCUAUCACAGAGUGUAAUUUACUACCCGAAAAAAUUCGCGCAUUUUUUGAGACCUGACACGAUCUUAGGGGUGGGACUAAAAUCGACGAAAUUCAACGCAAAAAUGAGAGAUUUAGAGAAAAUUGAUUUUUGAUCUACCCAAAAAUUAAUGAAAAUUUUGAGGUCUAGCGAUUGAGGUAGUAAAUUACACCCUGUGCCUAUCAGGCCUGAUCGGAAUCGGAAUGUCGGAAUUCCGAAAUUCCGAAACCGACAGGUUUUUCGGAAUGAGACAAACGUGUCUCGGAAUCGGAAUCUAUUUUCUCGGAAUCGGAAUCAUUCCGAUGUUACUUCCGAAACUUUUUGGAAUUUCGGAAUGUGUUUCUCUUCCGAAUUUCGGAAUUUUUCUACCGAAGUUCGGAAUUUUUCGGAAUGUUUGAGUUGAAAUUAGUGAAAAAUUCAACAAAAAAAAGGAAAAAUUGAUGAAUUUUACCUGUCAUUUUCAAAAAAUCUCUUUUUCUCUUGUGAUUCUCGAAAAAUGUAACUUUUGAAGACAAAUUUUUGAAGUUUUAUAUCAUUCCGAAAAAUUCCGAAAUUCCGAGGUAAAAAUGUCGGAAUGGAGGUUCGGAAUUCGGAAUUACGAUCUGACCACUCGGAACGAGCGUGCUCAUUCCGAACCUUCCGACAAGGUCCAUUCCGACCAGGCCUGGUGCCUAUCUCGAAUCUAUCAGUUGUAUUGAUCGAUCCUUGAUUUAUCAAGAACAAGGGCUCAGAGAAAUCAGAAGUAUUGGGUUCAGGGGCAAUAAUUUCCAUUAUUUUUUAACACCAGUGUUCCAAAAAUCGUGCAUUUUUUCCCAAAAACGUGAACUCAAAAACUUCCACACAUAGAGAUGAUUUUUAUAUCAUUUUACUCAGCGUGAAAUUCUGAAUCGAAUGGUGCAAACUAUUUAUCACCAAACACUACUAAUUGGUGCGCGAAAACAAUAGAUUAAAGGCGCACAUAUUUAUGCAAUGUGGUCCUGCAGCGAAAUGUGUGUGCGUACUUCUCUCGGACGAAAUGCACGCCACCAAAUUUUUUCUUUUUUUUUCGUUUUUUUUGUGUGUUGCCCUACUUAUAGAGAAAUUGAUUGUUCACGACUGCUAAUAAGAUAUAAAGCUUGUUCCCCGACUAGGAUCUAGCAGCAAGUUUUACCAGAACUUUGAAAUUCACAUAUUAAACUUGAAUUUAGGCCAAAAACAAAAAAUUGGUUUUCUUUGAGUUUUAGAUUUUUUAUCAGAACGGGGCUGUUUCUCAAUUUGACAAGUUUUCAGCAACAUUUGCAUGAGUUUCUAUGUUACAAUCAGAAGUGUCUCAACAGCCGGUAGACGGCCGUCGGGGUUUUAAAAUUCGAUUCUUAUCGAUCUUAUUUCGCAAUAUUGAUAUUUCUGCUGUUUUUAGAAACUACUAACCAAGAAAGAAUGACUACUGCUCUUGCUGAGACUACCAACACAAUGACCGGAGAAACCACUGUUCCAGUUGAAAAUGUCAAGACCACCACUACUGAAGAAGCAACUCGAGUCCAACUACUGCUGAAACUUCCACCGCUGCCACCAAAGAGCUCACUGCCGAGGAAAAGUCAGUUUUUUCUUCUGAAGAAUUUUAAUCAAAGUUGGUUCUUAUUUCCAGGACUACAUAAUUGA
This is a messenger RNA of Caenorhabditis angaria, 6655 nucleotides long. Lineage: Eukaryota; Metazoa; Nematoda; Chromadorea; Rhabditida; Rhabditidae. The record is from the annotation of a GenBank genome assembly.